AAUGCUAUCUUGCUUAGCAUUAGCUAGCAUGGCUUCAAACAUGAGAGGCAAGCUAAGGCUAAUGUGCUUUACAGGCUAAUUUAUAAUCCGGUGCUUAGACAUUUAUAAGCCCCAACAUCUUAAUGUUCUGUAUUUAUAGUUGCUCAUUUGUAACAUAUUUUAUUUUCAAUUUGGAGUGAUAAGUUUAAUGCAUCAGCUCGCACAGAACUGCAAACGUUAAAGGCCAACUAGCUUCUUGUUAGCAUUUGAUCAGACAACAGCGAUGAGGUUCAGUCUGCUGCUGCUGCUCGGAGCACAGAGGAACAAUUUACUGUUCCCCUUGAUCUGCUCCGCGCUUCUGUUUCUGCAUCCUUCAGAACCGUGUGCUGCCGAGCGGCCCGAGUCCGGCACCAGCCCCGACACUCUGAUUCUAUGUCGGGCAUGUGGACAUGAGGUGGCGCGCGGCACGGACAUCCACUUCGUCCCCAGCCGCUUGGCGCUUUCUAGCCGCAACGACACUUCUGUAGGCGGUAGGAGGAUUCACGUCCAGCUCUUCGAGAACCCCCAUGGAUAUCAGUUCGAGGUUAUCACGUUCAGAAGAGCGGACGUCAUGAAGCACUGGCCCGCAGACAGACACUUCUCCUGGUACCCAGGGUAUUCCUGGACCAUGGCUACCUGUCCCAGGUGCAAAACUCAUUUAGGUUGGGCCUUCCAGCCAAGCAGCUGGCCAGAUACCAUCACAAACAGCAAAUUUGAGGAAUCAGAAAGUACAUUCUUGGCUUUAAUCACCAACAGAAUUCUGAGGGAAGACUUCGCUUCAAGUCUGCUUAUGACUCCAAAGUCAUUUACAAGCUGAUGAACUUAAAUGUAGUUUUUUUGCCUUUCAAAUAGACUUCCCAAAAAAAAAAAAAACAACUGUCCCUUUUUUGAAGACUCCCACACAUGCAUAUACAGUUUAGUUUUAUUAUUGUAACAAAGCAAGUUUUACACCUUAAACUUGAAACAAGUGUAAACAUCAGGGAAACAUUUCUGUUAAAGAAACAGCAGAGGGGAACAAAAUUUACCAGUUUUUUUUUUUCAGUUUUAUUCUUUAUUAAAAAUGUCAUUUCAAAUCUUGUGGAUAUCUGUAAAACAAUACAAUGAAAAAAAAAAAAGUU
Cyprinodon variegatus (sheepshead minnow) is the source of this 1136-nucleotide messenger RNA. Its product is annotated as protein cereblon homolog. The record is from RefSeq and is a predicted model, not a curated record. NCBI's taxonomy places the organism in Eukaryota, Metazoa, Chordata, Actinopteri, Cyprinodontiformes, Cyprinodontidae. Bases 263 to 835 code for a protein of 190 amino acids. The transcript is spliced from 2 exons.